UUCUAAAACCACCUUUUCUUAAUGUUCUCUCACGUCUUUUAUUUUUCUUUUUUUUUUCUCCUCUCACGUCUCAUUUUAAUCUUUUUUUUUUCUUUUUCAAACGUCUCAUUUUUAUUUAAUCUACAUAGGAAGUAAGUUACUUUGUCAAGUUAACCGUCCAACUGUCCGAAAAGCUAUUUUCCACUUUAUCAGGGUUCUCAUGAAGUGAUCAAUCAUUGAAGAAAAAAGAAACAGAAAAGAUUAAUAAAAACAAUAACAAAUUAAGAAUCCAUUGAUCAAGGUAAAAGACCUUUAAUAGAGUACCUAAACAUGCUUGACUCUUCAUUCAUACUGUUCUUUUGCCAUGAGAAAAACACAUAAUUGUGUCAACCUUUUAAGUUUAUAGAGUGAGAGAGAUUUUAGGAUUUUGCUAUUCAUAUUCUUGGACUUGUUUUUGUUCAUGGUUCCAACUUGUAGGAUGUCAGGAAAAAACUAGUCCCAUUUUCUUGUUUUCUUCCUGCAUUUUAUUCCUGGAUUCCUUUUUUUUUAUUUUUUUUAUUUUUAUUCAACAGAUGUAGCUUCAAUCUUACUUCUCUAUAUAUUUUACUAUUAAUAGGAUCUGAACCCUAACAGUGUUAUAUUUUAUUCCCAGAGGGGUUCUUUGGUUGGUCGAUCUAGCAGCAUCUUUGUGUGGGUCAGCUUAGUUUCUGCUGUAGUGUCAUUUUAGCAAGAAUCCAUAUUGUGCUUAAGGAUUUUGAUUAUCUGGGGUUCUUUUAACCCCAGAGAUUUGGCCUUUUUCUUGAGAAAGAUUGGUUUUUGAUUAUCUGGGGGUCUUUUAACCUCAAAGAGUUGGCCUUUUUCUUGAGAAAGAUUGGAUUUUUAUCUCAAGUUUGUGAAUUUCUUGAGAAAUAAGGCCAUUCUUUUAUGUAUUCUUCAAGGGCUUGAGCAAUGUUUAUUUCUAAUGAAGAAGAACAUAUCUCAUUGCCUCUGGAAAAUGGGAAAGCAUUGGAGAAUUCUUCUCCAAUAGGAUCAAAUCCAGAUUCCAAUGAUGAUGAGCCUUCUUCCCAAGAGAUUCCUUCAACUUUCACAGAUGUCAAUGUGGUUCAAGAAGAUGAUGAAAAGUUUCAGCUUGAGCAGAGGAUUUUGAAUUUAGAAGGUGAAAUUGCAAGUUUGAGGCAUACAGAAAGAUCUUUGGUUGAAAAAAGAAGAGAAGCAUUGAAUAAGAUACUAGAUAUUAAAGGUUGCAUUCGGGUGUUUUCCCGAGUUAGACCAUUUUCACCAACAGAUAAACGGAGAACUCAUCAACCGAUUUCAGUUGAAUCGGAGAAGAUUGUGGUAAGAUCUGGUGGAAGCAGGAAAGAAUUUGAAUUUGACAAGGUUUUCCCUCAGGAAUCAAUCCAAGAAAAUGUUUUUGCUGAGGUUGAGCCAAUUAUCAGAUCUGCACUUGAUGGGCACAAUGUAUGUAUAUUAGCUUAUGGACAAACUGGAACUGGCAAGACAUAUACUAUGGAGGGAAGCACUGAGUCUCCAGGGAUCAUUCCUCGUGUUCUUCAGGAGCUUUUUCACCUUUCCUCUUUAGAUAGCUCGAUUUCAUUUACAUUUUCUAUUAGCAUGCUCGAAGUCUAUUUGGGCAGUAUAAGGGAUUUGCUUGCUCCAAGACCUUCCAGUCGGAAAUACACCGCAUCAAGAUGCAAUCUAAAUAUUCAAACAGAUUCAAAAGGAACAGUUGAAAUCGACGGUCUAACCGAGGUGGAAAUCUCUAAUGUUACUAAAGCAAAAUGUUGGUAUCAUAAGGGGAGGCGAGUUAGAUCCACAUCAUGGACGAAUGUAAACGAAACAUCCAGCAGAUCGCAUUGCUUGACGAGGAUCAGUAUAUAUCGCUAUGGGGAUGCUUUAGGAAGUAAAGCAGAAGCAAGCAAACUGUGGAUGGUUGACCUUGGAGGGAGUGAGCGCCUGCUUAAAACUGGAGCUACUGGACAAACCCUUGACGAGGGGAGGGCGAUAAAUCUCUCUCUUUCUGCACUAGGUGAUGUUAUUGCAGCUCUUAGAAGAAAGAGAGGUCAUGUUCCUUAUAGAAAUAGCAAAUUGACGCAAGUUCUCAAGGAUUCUUUAGGUGAUAGAUCAAAAGUUUUGAUGGUAGUCCAUGUCAGCCCAUACGAAGAAGAUGUUGGAGAAACAACAUGCUCCUGUACCUUUGCAAAGAGAGCAAGAGCAGCAGAAUGCAACAGAGAAGUCUCACAAGAAUCAAAGAAGCUAAGAGAAAAGAGGAUAUCUGAGCUUGAGGAGCAAAUGAAGGAAGCUGAAGAAGGAUAUACAGAACUUAGGACUCAAAUACAGAAGGCUGAAUUUUUAUUGAGUGAGAACAAAAGGCUUUUCAUGAAGAAAUAUCAGCCACUUGAAGAUGAAGAAACCUUUCCUAUAACUCCCAAGGAAAACGUCGCUGAAAUCACAGUAACUCCAAGAAUUUCCGAGAAGGGACUAAAAACAAAUGUCACUAGCUCAGUGCCUCGAUUCAUGAGUUCCACGGUGGCCAGUCGAAUAAGGGAGACUACUGCAGAAAAGGAAGUACAUAUCAGACCACAAAGUUUGAGAUCAUGGGCUAGGAGCUCUAUGCACAUUUCUGGUUCACAAUCAAACAGCUUUGAUCGUCGUUUGAAAGCGCAGCUACGAAGUACUUCAAAUAAAAGAUCACGAUAUAGUGAGACUCAUACCAUAGCAGGGGAUAUUAAGUGUGGUGAUGAUUCAAAUAUUAAGCCAUCUGUCUUACUGCAAAGCAAAGUCAUCGCUCCCUCGGAUCCAAAGCCUAAAAGACUACUAGCUCACCACAGAAGAAGGAUGUCUGAUCUGCUCUAACUAUUACAAAGAGUUGAUCAAAGGUGCUUUAGUUUUUUUUCCCUUUUGGUGUUUUGACUUUUAUUUGGUUUGUUGCUGCUGCUACUGCCAUUGUUUUUAUUUUUCUUUCUGGUCUGGAAUAGCUUCAAGACUACGAGAGAAUUCGGGGUUUAUGUGUUAUAGGUGUGAUGAUGAUAUUUCUUGGGGUAGGAUUAAUUUUGUACUUUGCAAAAAGAAUUGGCUUCUUUGCGCUGGUGUAUUUACUGUUUACAUCAAAUGUAGUCUUAUUGAGACAGUGUGA
Messenger RNA from Lycium ferocissimum, 3112 nucleotides. Its product is annotated as kinesin-like protein KIN-14U. The coding region runs from base 928 to 2832 and encodes 634 amino acids. Gene Ontology annotation, biological process: microtubule-based movement. The record is from RefSeq and is a predicted model, not a curated record. NCBI's taxonomy places the organism in Eukaryota, Viridiplantae, Streptophyta, Magnoliopsida, Solanales, Solanaceae. The transcript has 10 exons. Gene Ontology annotation, molecular function: microtubule binding; ATP binding; microtubule motor activity.